Messenger RNA from Dreissena polymorpha, 1511 nucleotides. RefSeq names its product phosphatidylinositol transfer protein 3-like. Lineage: Eukaryota; Metazoa; Mollusca; Bivalvia; Myida; Dreissenidae. The record is from RefSeq and is a predicted model, not a curated record. The coding region runs from base 396 to 815 and encodes 139 amino acids. The transcript has 5 exons.
UUGCACUUAUUGUGUGUUUUCGGAUAAUGCAUACAGCUGGUAUUUCUAUCCGAUAUAUAUCACUUCAGACAGAUUAGAGGGUAUAAAUUGAAAUGAGAUUUGUAUUUAAGACUUCUAAAGAUAUAGGGUAUUUACACUUUAUCGAUAAACAUUUAACAUUAAGUGGUGUGACAUUGUAAAAGUUCGUGAUGUAGUACAUACGGAGUUUCAACGUAAAGCGUUCCUUCAAAAUCGAGUACUUCAAUAAUGUAUAUCUAUACAUUGUGAUAUAAGUUAUCUUACUGAUCAAGCGCGAUAGAUAGUACUAAUAUUUCUAUGUGUAACGAUACAAGCAGGUUUAUAUACAAUACAAUGUUGGAGUUUACUUAUGCAUAGAAGCCGACCGUGCAACUAGUAUGUCGGAUGGUGAAGACGCUGCGAAGAUUAAGGAACUCUGGGGUCGCAUCGAGGGCUACGAGCACGAUCCUGAUGAUCCCAACUUCCUGUCCGAACAAACAUUACGCCGCUACUUGUUAUCACGUGACUGGGACGUGUCUGCUGCUAAGAAGCAGAUAAAGGAUACUCUUGAGUGGAGGCGGGAAACCAAACCACAACAUGUCGUCUGCGCUUUCUGUCAAACAACACCCGGUGGUCAUGCAAUGCGCAAGGUGGGCUUCGACAAGUCUGGUCGACCCGUAAUUUACACACAGUGUUGCACCCAGCACCAGCCGGUCGACAGCGCGAUUCAGCACCAGGUAUACCUGCUCGAAACGCCGUGCGGGCUUCAAAACAUGGCACUUACAGCUUCGUAUGGGUCAUUGACUUCAAAGGAAUGAAGAUAACGUCAUGUAACCCAAGGCUAGCGUUAGCGGUGGAGCACAUAGUCUCAAAUCACUACCCAGAGCGUCCGGGAGCGUGCGUCGUCGUUAACCAAGGAAUGCUCUUCCAGACGUUCUGGGUCGCCGUCCGAGGCGUCAUUCACGCGCGCACGGCCGCCAAGCUGCACAUACAUCGUCACCUCCACAAGGUAGAGGAGGACUUUACCGAACUGUUUCCGGAUGAGCUCAAGAGCUGGUUGUUGGAAGAAAUCCGGUUGAACAAGUCCAAUCCACUUCCGUAGUCGCAGAAGACAUUCUGGAAGGGCAUUUCCGGUUUAGAAGGUCACGAUCCCCGUGGUUGCGACUCGUACAUUCUAGAACACGUUGACAAUUUCCCGGUCAAAGAAUAUUUGGACCAAGGCAAUAGAGCAUUUACCGCAUCAAAACAUUCUAGAUGAACUGUUACAAAAACAAAACUCUUAAAAGCUGAAUCUUUUUCUGAUAAGUCAAUGAUGAAUUUAAGUUAUGUAAGUUAUGUUAGCCAUGCAAACUUAUCGGUUACAUAAGAAUACAGUCGAGUCGCCAAUAUCGGAAAUUCUCCAAUAUAGCGGAACAAAAUAGCAUUAAAUGAUUGAUAAUUUUCUGACCGCUUGCUUAUUUACACACAUGAGUGUGUCAUUGUGUCCAAUUGUUAUUCGAGCUUUAAAAAGAAUU